AUGAAGCCCAAAGCCGGAUUUCUGUCUCUUGCUGAAGAAGUGCAGCUCUACAUCCUGAUCUUGCUGCCGUACCGAGAUAUCCUUCGUUGUUCAUCCGUAUGUAAGGCCCUUCGCCAGACGUACCUAUCGUACUCCGAACUUCAGUACAUCGUUGAACUCGGCGGUCAACAACUGCUCCAUGUUCCUGACAUAAAUCCUGAACAUCGCAUUUCUGUCUCCCAGCGCCUACAACUCCUGAGGAACAGAGCUCACGCAUGGUUCAAGCUUGAUGUCCACACUUGCACAACAAUCUUUAUACCAGACCAAUGUCGAUACAGUCGAACAUCAUCAAUACGGGGGGUCGCCAAUGGGCAUCUCUGCCUCUGGGACACCAAUCCCGAUGCACACACCUUCGACAUGUUCAUGGACCCAGCGCAAAACCUGAUCGCUGUCGCGUAUUCCGUUACUGAUCAUGAUCCCAAUUGGGGUGAUGCUGAGAUGUUCUACAUUGAUCUCAUAGCCCUAGAUGGAGGUGGUGUUCACCCUCAAGCUGCUGGGCAUACACUCUUUCUGUCGGAGCUGACUGGCUACGACGUUAUCAAGACAGACCCGGACGAUAUCAAGCUCGAGGGUUUCGGCAAGCAUAUCGCUUUCUGGCGCACCGUAGAGAUGCUUGAUGCAAACAAUGAUUUUCAUAACAUGUGGGAGUUGCAGAUUUGGGACUGGCAACACUCAACAACAUCCAGUUGCGUCCUCGCUGACGACAUAGGCCCACUCUAUGACUGCUCAGCUGAUUUUUGUUUCCUCGGAAACGAUAGAUUGCUGGUUUUCAGCCACAAAUUAAAACUCUAUUCAAUCGAGGAUACGACACAGGCGCCGCAGCUGCUGGCGUGCUUCUUGCUGCCUAUCUCAGCGAUGAAUAUAGGGUGCACGUGCAUCCUUCCUAUGGAAGAUAGCUUGCAACCACCGAUGCAAGCCCAACAAAAGAUGUGGACCUCAGACCCUCAACACCAACUAUUUAUAUUAUCCCUUGAAUCAUUCUGUUCGACUCUCCUCUUCAUCAUUUCCACCACAAUGUUCUUCAAUCUUGACUUCUCUGAAGAGAUGCCAGCAGAAAUACUGUGGGAUGACUGGGGCCCUUCAAAUUCUCGUGCGUUCCAGAAUCACAUGCACCAGCGUAUUGGCGUUAGUGGAAAUCGAGUGUUGCAGGCAUGCCCCGUAGAUGGCACGACCGAUGAACAAGAUCAUCCUAUGGAGUAUAGAUUCCAUGCGAUGGACUUCAGCCCGUUAGCUAUUGAGCGUCGGCAGGGUGUGGGACGAGUAGUGAAAGAGCCAUCUACGAUAAUCAUAGAAACCCCUGACUCACCGCCACAGGUGGCCUUAACGACGAACUUGCCUUACGUCGAGCUUGUGUCGGACGGAACAUUCAGUUAUCCGUUUGACGGGAUCUGGAUCGACAAGGACGCAGUUUACCUUUCUCGAUAUGAAUUUCAAAUCGAGCUCAUUGAGAUAACGCCGAGGGCGGCAGACUAG
Molecule: messenger RNA, 1512 nt
Organism: Suillus clintonianus
Lineage: Eukaryota; Fungi; Basidiomycota; Agaricomycetes; Boletales; Suillaceae
Exons: 5
Coding region: 1-1512 (503 amino acids)
Molecular function (GO): protein binding
Source: RefSeq, a predicted model, not a curated record